Messenger RNA from Pieris macdunnoughi, 2697 nucleotides. The record is from the annotation of a GenBank genome assembly. NCBI's taxonomy places the organism in Eukaryota, Metazoa, Arthropoda, Insecta, Lepidoptera, Pieridae.
AUGAGAAUUCUCGUCGAAAACAGUCCUAAGUAUCGCCGCGCUGGAAAAAGAGUCGAUACAUUGAUGUACUGGAUCCCGGAUCUUGCUCGCAAUGACCUCGUGCGAGCUUUUCGGGGUCUCAAACAGACAGAGCACUCGUCCAAAGUUAUGUACCUUCCACCCUACAGGACUAACGGAAUUCAGGCAGCAGUGGUAGAAUGGAUUAGAGCUUUGGACUUAGAAAUAAUAAGCCUACUACUGUCAAGGGCUUGGCCAAUGGCAUUAUUAGGUAUUAGCGAACUUCGAUGGAGACCAACCGUAUUAACAGAUACUGAUAACGUUGUACGACUCGAUAGGAGGCAAAGAUUAGUUAGAUGGGAUAGAAGGCCGCCAAAUGAGAUAUUUUUAAACGGAUUUGUACCCAUUGUGACACGGGAGGACCCGGAUUGGGAAGAGACAGACUUGUAUGGUUUUGCCAAAAAUAAUCAUCCAUCCAUCUUUGUUUCAACAACAAAAACACAAAGAAACAAAAAAAAGUAUGUUUGGACACCGAGAAAUGCCAACCGGGGUAUAGUUUAUCAAUACGAAAUUUAUGCUCCUGGAGGAGUUGAUGUAAACGAUUCCUUCUCAGAUGCAUCGCCAUGGCCUAAUCAAAUGGAGGUAGCCUUUCCUGGAGGAAUACAAAAUAUAUAUAUUCGAUCAGCAAGGGAACUACACAAUGGACGAGUUCAAAGAAUUUGGAUAAAUCCCAAUUUCUUGGAUCCCGGUGAUUUAGAACCCAUUGUUUCUUCUUCAAGAACUCUUCAAGUCAUAUGGGAAAUAAAUCAUCCUGAUGGUGGUAAUAAAGAUCAACGUUCUGAGAGAUCAACAAGCUCUUAUGAUGACUUGAUGUACGGUGGUACAGGUAAUGUACAAGAGGAUACGUUUGGUGAUGAGUCUAAUAACCCAAAACCAAUUGCAGCUGGUGAAUUUAUGAUUGAAAGUAUAAAAGAUAAAAAUUCCUUUUUGGAUUUAAGUAAGAAUGUCAAUGGCGGAAUUAUUCACAGCAACGUAUAUAGUGGCGGGAAUAGCCAAAUAUGGGUAUUUAGUUAUGAUGAUAAUAAAAAGGCGUACAAAAUACAAAGUUAUCAAAAUUCUAGUCUUUAUUUGAGCUGGGAUAGUAAUGCUUCAUCUAAAGAAAUGAUUCUCCGAGGAUAUACAAAUAGCGGCAGCAAUAACCAAUACUGGCAAAUUGAACAGACCGGGAGAAAUUAUAGACUUAGGAAUCUUUUAAAUCUAGAUAUGAUUAUAACAGCUCAGGAUAAAUCUAGUGCAUUCGGUGGGAAAGAAGUUAUUGUAAAUACUGAAAUAACUAAUUCUAAUACAAAAAUCUCUCAGGAAUGGAAAAUGAUUCCUUUCGAUUUUCGGCCGAUUAUGGAUGGCGAUUACAAUAUAUUUAAUCUUGACUUAUCGAAUCAAGUUGUUGACUUUAGUAAUCAACCCGAUUUAUUGGUCCACGGGCAUGAAUUUUGUGACAACGAAAAUCAAACGUGGCACUUUACUUACAAUAGUACCCAUCAUGCUUAUCAAAUAUGGAGUGGUCGAAAAUCAAAUCUUUUGUUGACUUGGGAUAGUAACGCUGCGUCAAAAGAAAUGGUUGUUCGAGCAUAUACAGAGAGCAGGAGUAAGAAUCAAUAUUGGCGUAUUGAACCGACCGGCUCUAAGUCUUGUAAACUUAGAAAUUUGGAAAACUCAAGUAUGAUUUUAGGUUUAAGUAAAGUUAGCACUUCAUAUGGUGGAUUAAAUUUAAUGGUUGAAGAUGAUUCUGAUGGUCAUUCUAAUCUACAUUCAGACUGGGAUAUUAAACUCAUCUUUUAUCAGUUCAUUCCAGAUGGCGAUUAUAAUAUAUUUAAUGAUAACUUCCCAAAUAUAGUCGUUGACUAUACCAACCAAGAGGGUGCUUUGAUUCAUGGUCAUAACUUCUGUAGCAACAAUAAUCAAAAAUGGUCAUUCGUCUAUGAUGGGAAGAGAAAAGCUUACAGAAUAAAGAGCGGUGUUCGUUCAAACCUUUGGUUAAGCUGGGAUAGCAAUGCCUCAUCUAAAGAAAUGGUUCUUCGUGCAUAUACAGAGAGCGGGAGUUCUAACCAAUAUUGGCGCCUUGACCCAGCCAAUGACGGAUCAUACAGAAUCAGAAAUCUGCAGGACUUUAAAAAGUUAAUAGCUCUAACUAAUAUAAAUACCCCUUAUGGAGGCAAAGAACUUAUAGUAUCAGAUAAUAAAGAAAGCGGUAACACUUGGUAUCUUAAACAACUAGGGGAAGUACCUCUACCAAAUAGAAAAUUCAGAAUUGCAACUAAACUAAAUUACAAAAAAGUUAUCGAUUCAAGUACAUCUUACAACUUGAUCAUUACUCAUGACCUAAAUUUUGCUUCUAGCAUAUGGGAACUUGUAUAUGAUUCAAGUAAAAAAGCUUACAAUAUAUAUUCUUCGGACAUCAAUAACUUAGGAUGGAUAUAUCAAAAUAAAAACUUUUUUGUUAAGCUGGGUAAUAUAGAUGGCCCUGACCAUGGAGAUCUGAGAUAUUUUUGGACGAUAGAAUAUAGCAUGCAAACUGGUUGCUAUUUAAUAAGAAGCUUAUAUGACCCAGCUCAUGCAGUCGGUUAUACUGACAAGGACUCUGUAAUCACCGAUACAUCAACAUACUCCGAUAAUCAAUUAUUUCAUUUCAUUCUAAUGUAA